Conger conger (European conger) is the source of this 4202-nucleotide messenger RNA. RefSeq names its product integrin, alpha 10 (gene itga10). The coding region runs from base 276 to 3791 and encodes 1171 amino acids. Gene Ontology annotation, molecular function: integrin binding. Gene Ontology annotation, biological process: cell-matrix adhesion; integrin-mediated signaling pathway; cell adhesion mediated by integrin. Gene Ontology annotation, cellular component: external side of plasma membrane; integrin complex. The record is from RefSeq and is a predicted model, not a curated record. NCBI's taxonomy places the organism in Eukaryota, Metazoa, Chordata, Actinopteri, Anguilliformes, Congridae. The transcript has 30 exons.
UAUCAUAGUUAGCAUCCCAUGAAUUUAUUCAUGCCCUUGAUGCUAACUUUAAUACCAGUAACUGUGUGUCUGGAGUGCGCGAGGGAAAGUUAUGCCACUGGAACUGCAUUUAAACGGAGCCCAACGGAAUUAGGCAAGUAAGAAGCGCGCGUGUGUUAUGCCGAAUGCACUGCAUUUAACCGGAACCCCUGGGAAUUAACUUUAAAAAAAAGAAAAGGAAAAAAAAAGGAAAAAAGAAAGCGAAUCCGCAAGAGAGAGAAAACCACCUUGUAUACAUGGAGUUUCGCGGACUCUUGCUCCUCCUGAAGUCGAUGGUACUUCUAAAAGGGUUGUGUCAGUGUUUCAAUGUUGAUGUGAAAAGGCCCCGGAUCUUUACUGGACCAGAAGAUGCAUUAUUUGGCUUCUCAGUGCUGCAACAUGAGGUUGAGGGCGAGAAAUUGAUGCUGGUUGGAGCGCCCUGGGACGGGCCAGCCAAUAGCAGGAAGGGAGACAUCUACAAGUGCACCGUGGCUGAGGAGAGGAGCUCCAACUGCACUAAAGUCAAUUUGGGAGAGACGGCCUUCCAGAACGUGUCCCGGAAUCUGAAGAACUCUCACCUGGGAAUGACCUUGAGUCCGAACACGCCGGACGGCUUCCUGGCGUGCGCCCCCUUGUGGUCACAGGAGUGCGGCACCUCGGUGUUCAGCACAGGCAUCUGUGCUUCUGUCGGUGACGACCUGGAGCCCCGCGAAAUCAUCGCGCCCACUGCACAAAGAUGCUCCACCUUCAUGGACAUAGUGAUUGUUCUGGACGGCUCCAACAGCAUCUACCCCUGGUAUGAAGUACAGAACUUCCUCAGCAACAUUCUCAGCAAGUUCCACAUCAGUCCUGAGCAAAUGCAGGUGGGAGUACUGCAGUACGGAGAGGUCUCGGUACACGAGUGGUCUCUGAGGGACUAUCAGACAACACAGGAAGUGGUCGAAGCCGCCAAGAACAUCAGCCGCCAGGAGGGGAGGGAGACCCGCACUGCAUAUGCCAUCCACAUGGGCUGCACAGAGGCCUUCAGCCCUGAGAGAGGAGCCAGGGAAGGUGCCACCAAGGUGAUGAUCGUGGUGACUGACGGGGAGUCACAUGACGGGGAGGAGCUUCCACAGGCCCUGGCUGAGUGUGAGAAGCGGAACAUCACCCGAUAUGCCAUCGCUGUACUGGGACACUAUAUCCGAAGGCAGCAGGACCCAGAGACCUUCAUCAAUGAGAUCAAGUACAUCGCCAGCGACCCGGACGAGAAGUACUUCUUCAAUGUGACGGACGAGGCGGCACUCAACGACAUCGUGGACGCGCUGGGGGACCGAAUCUUCAGCCUGGAGGGGACGCUGGGAUACAAUGAAAGCUCUUUCGAGAUGGAGAUGUCACAGAUCGGCUUCUCCACACACGUCCUGGAUGAUGGGAUCUUGUUUGGGAUGGUGGGGGCGUACGACUGGGAUGGCGGGGUGCUGAAGGAGAGCAGUGAGGGGCGGAUCAUGCCCCCACGAGAGGCUUUUGAGAAAGAGUUUCCCCUGGAGCUGAAGAACCACGCUGCUUACCUGGGUUACACUGUGUCCUCAGUCGUGGUGAAGAACGGAAGAAGGCUGUACAUCGCUGGAGCUCCACGCUUUAAACACAAGGGCAAAGUGAUCCUGUUUGACCUCAAGUCCAACGGAGACGUCAUAAUCACACAGGCCUUGAACGGAGAGCAGAUCGGCUCGUAUUUCGGGAGUGAGGUGUGCGGGGUGGACGUGGACCAGGACGGGAUCACCGAUGUCCUGCUGGUGGCCGCGCCCAUGUUCCUGGGGGCCGGAAACAAGGAGGCGGGGCGAGUGUACAUGUACACCCUCAAUAAGGUGCUGUUCUCUGCCAACGGGACCCUCCAGUCGCAGCGGAAGGCCCAGGACGCCAGGUUCGGCUACGCCAUGGCGACCGCCCCCGACCUCAACCACGACGGCUACACCGACCUGCUGGUGGGCGCGCCGCUGGAGGACGGCCACCAGGGGGCGCUCUACAUCUAUCACGGACAGGGGAGCAGCAUCAUCCCGCUGUACAAACAGCGUAUCUCAGGGCAGGCCCUGUCCCCGGGCCUGCAGUAUUUCGGGCGGAGUGUGAGUGCUCGGUUGGACCUGGAUGGGGACAGCCUGCUGGACCUGGCCGUGGGGGCGCAGGGCAGUGCGGUGCUCCUCAGCUCUCGCAGCAUUGUGCAGAUCAACAUCAGCCUGUCCUUCCAGCCCCACUCCAUCAACGUGAUCCAGAAGAACUGCCAGAGAGGGACGCGGGACUCGGCCUGCCUCAACGCCACAGCCUGCUUCCUGGCCUUCUCCCGCUCCCCUGGCUCUCAUGGGACCGAGUUCGAGCUGCAGGUGGGGGCCAUGCUGGACGACAGGAAGUUGUCAGCGCGCGCACUCUUUGACAACAACUCUCAGCGGCAGACUCUGGUCGGGGUGCGGGUGCGGGUCGGGGAGCCCGCCUGCCUCACGCUGCCCUUCCACGUCUUUGACACGGCGGACUACAUCCGGCCUAUCGGCUUCUCCCUGCGCUUCAAGAUCAACGACACGGAGAGCGGCCCGGUGCUGGAUGAGGGCUGGCCCACCACGCUCAAGAAAUCUAUCCCUUUCUUUAAGGACUGUGGAGAGGAUGACGUGUGUGUGACGGACCUUGUGCUGCAGGCGAGCAUGGACAUCUUUGGGACAAGACAGCAGCCCUAUGUGAUCCGGAGCCCCCGCCGGAGGCUGGCGGUAGAGGUGCAGCUGCACAACCGCCUGGAGAAUGCAUACAACACCAGCCUGACACUGCAGUACUCCCGCAACCUGCACUUCUCCAGCCUCAGCAUACGGGAAGACUCCCAGUUUAAGAUCGAAUGCACCGCUGUCAGCACAAACAGCCACUCGUGUAAUGUCAGCUACCCUGUCUUCCGCUCCCAGUCCAAGGUCAACUUCAUGCUGGAGUUUGAGUUCAGCUGCACCUCCCUGCACAACAAGGUUCAGAUGAAGCUUUUAGCGGCCAGUGACAGUGUGGAGAGGGAGAACACGUUACAGGACAACAGCGUUCACCUGCAGAGUGUUGUGCAGUACGAGCCCGACCUCUUCAUUUCCAGCGACUCCAAUCUGAACCGGUACGAGGUCCACCCGACCCGCACAGUGUCUGAGGGAACUGGACCGGAGUUCCACACCAACUUCAGGCUGCAGAACCUGGGCUGUUACUCAGUCAACAACCUGGAGCUGAGGGUCCAGCUGCCUGCCGUGGCCUCCGGAGACAGGCUCUUCAUGUUAGUCACUGACGCCAGCUCACACAACGCCUCAGGGGUGAACUGCAGUGUGCUGAGCGACCUUCCCCAGCUGAAGAGCACACAGAGAGACGUCCGUCCGCUUCACCCAGAGGACAUGCUGCAGACAGACCAGCUGAACUGCAGCAGGGCGUGGUGUGUGGAGGUGGUGUGCCAGGUCCGGCAGCUGCUCCGGGGACAGGCGGCCCUCGUCCGCAUCACCAGGAGGGUUCAGGACCACUUCUUCAGACAGGCCAAGUUCAAAGCAGUCAGGAUCGUGAGCGCCUACAGCCUCGGGGUGCAGGAAUCCAAUCUGGUCACGCUCGGCAACAGCGCCAUCUGGCGGGAGACGGUGCUGGAGGUGCUGAAGGGCCGCUCCAUCCCCAUCUCCCUCUGGAUCCUCAUCGGCAGCAUCAUCGGAGGCCUGCUGCUGCUCGCACUCAUCAUAUUCAUUCUGUGGAAGUUGGGGUUCUUCACCAGAAAACAGAGGAAGGAGGAAGACCAGAACACUGAAGAUUGAAAACCGUCACUUCAAACAUUCAAAACAGACAGUAUCCAUGGUUCAAACAUUCAAAACGGACAGCAUCCAUGGUUCAAACAUUCAGAAUUGACAGUAUCCACGGUGACCAGUGCCUUCCAACAGCCUGCUCCCAACACUUCCCUACAAAACCUGACCCCCCCCCCUCAAAGCACAAGCUCUCCAGUACAGCUCAGUCCAAGACUGUGUAGCACAAAUCAACACAGUUGCUGUACAGGCCCACUGCCGUUACAGAAGCUGAAGCAAUGGUGAGCGGAGGGAGGCCACACUAAUGAACAGACCGCCAUGGAAACCAGACUACCAACUAUAAAAACCAAUACAUCUAUUUAAUAUUCAGAAAUGUCAAAUAAAGUCCUAGAAUAUUUUUUUGUAUUUUGUAUUUUUUUUUUUCAA